CGCUACACGUAUUUCCGGUUCCGGCGGCACCGGGCGCUGCUCCCGGUGCUUUGGGAGGGAGAGCGGCGGAGCCCUGAGCAGCGGCGGAGCCAGGGCUGCACGGAGCGCCUCUCCGAGGUCUCUAGCGCGGCCCGGCCGGGCUCGCCGCUCCCCUCGGCGUCCCCUUCAUGGGCGGGCGGUAGCGCGGGGCGCUGCCCGGGGCCUGGCGUGAGGCGGCGGCGGCGGGGCAGAGCGGCGCCCGGCCCGGUGCGGCGCCGCGGCCCGGGGCCAUGUUCGUGCAGGAGGAGAAGAUCUUCGCGGGGAAGGUGCUGAGGCUCCAUGUGUGCACCAUGGAGGGCGCCGAGUGGCUGGAGGAGGUCCCCGAGGACACCACGGUGGAGAAGCUGAAGGAGCGGUGCCUGAAGCACUGUCUACCCGGGAGCUUGGAGGAUCCAAAAACCAUGACACAUCAUAAGUUGAUACACGCUACUUCUGAGAAGGUGCUGACAGACACAAAAACGGUCUUGGAGGAAAACAUUCAAGAUAGAGAUGUCUUGCUUUUAAUAAAGAAGCGGGCACCACCUCCACUUCCCAAAAUGGCAGACGUCUCAGCAGAGGAGAAAAGGAAACAAGAGCAGAAAGCUCCUGAUAAGGAUGCUAUUCUCAAAGCAACUGCAAAUCUGCCCUCUCGCAAUGCAGAUCGCACUGUGGCCCAUCACAACAUGAGGGAUUUUCCUUUCUUGCAGUUCCAGACAGAGCUCCGGAAGAUCUUAGUGUCUCUCAUUGAAGUUGCACAGAAAUUGCUAGCGCUGAACCCAGAUGCAGUUGAACUGUUUAAGAAGGCAAAUGCCAUGCUGGACGAGGAUGAGGAAGACAGAGUGGAUGAGAUUGCUCUGCGACAGCUUACAGAAAUGGGGUUUCCAGAAAGCAGAGCUGUGAAAGCCCUUCGAUUAAAUCAUAUGUCCGUGACCCAGGCCAUGGAGUGGUUGAUAGAACACGCAGAUGACCCUGCAGUGGAUGCUCCACUUCCAGGUCAGACUCCAUCAGAAGCCACAGCUGAAGCUGGUGCAGCCUCUGCGGAAGCGACUGCGGGUCCUAGCUCAGAAGCAGAAGGGGAAGAGGCCAAGGAUGAGCUGACAGAAAUAUUCAAGAAGAUCCGGAGGAAAAGAGAAUUUCGUCCAGACCCACGAGCUGUCAUUGCCCUGAUGGAGAUGGGAUUUGAUGAAAAAGAAGUGGUAGACGCACUCAGAGUAAACAACAACCAGCAAAAUGCAGCCUGUGAAUGGCUGCUGGGAGACAGAAAGCCUUCACCAGAGGACUUAGAUAAGGGCAUUGACACCAAUAGCCCACUCUUCCAAGCCAUCUUAGAAAACCCAGUGGUACAGUUAGGGUUAACCAACCCUAAAACUCUACUAGCCUUCGAGGAUAUGCUUGAAAACCCCUUGAACAGCACUCAGUGGAUGAACGAUCCAGAAACUGGGCCUGUCAUGCUACAGAUCUCUCGAAUCUUCCAGACGCUGAACCGCACGUAGAAGGGAAUGCCAGUUCACUGUGCAGCUUCCUCCUGCCCCUCGCUUCACUGUCUCCUCGCCAGGAGGAUGCAUGGAUUGUCUGGGGAGAGGGGCGGCUGGAAGGCAAGAGGGAAGAUCUGAACGGGUCUCUUGCACGAGAGCUUAUGUAGUUAUGGCCAACUGAAGUUAAUUGCCUUGUGGAUUUAGUGUUAGUGGAAGAGGUUUGAAGACUUGUUUAUGUUUUCAGGUAUUAGGUUUAAAUCAAAGUAUAUAAAAGAAAAAAAUAGGAAAAGGUUUUGUGAAAACAAUUAAGAAUCUAAUUGUUGGAAAGAAAUAUGAUAUUGCUUGUUAAAAAGGCCUGUGACAGUAGUUUUCUAGCCAGUUCUGCUAGCAUCUGGCUAGUGUUUACAAAAGGUCACUGACCACUAGCAUAGACUAUUAAUCAUCUCCAUACAGUAUUAAUUUAUGGCUAUAUCGAAUUAUGAAAUGCUUUUAAAAAUUGAUUCCUAGGAAAUGUUUUUUAAAAGUCCAAAUAUUGGGAGAGCAGGCGCAUUUUUAUCCAAACUUGUUUAUCCUGCAUUAUAACUUAAACAGAACCAUCCAGAGAUGGAAUUCUUUUAAUAAAUAGCAUUACUUUUUCCUAUUUAUUUCCUGCAUUAGUGCUGUUGCAGUCCCACAGUGGUUAGCCUUGCAGGAGAUUCUCUCUCAGCUACGUUAAAGAUGCAGUAUCUCUUUCACAACAGAACUCCAGGACUUGGAUUCUCAAGCAGGCUGCAGUUCUCAAGUUCAGACUCUGAUGUAUCCUAGCAUGAGGAGAGAUAUACUCACGUAGUAGGUUUCUUCCAUUUUUAUGUGCGUGUUUGGAAAGGAAGACAUGUGGGGUUUUACUUUGGUUUGAAGUGUUUACAAAAAAGCAACUAAUUCACAUGAGUUUUUCACUGGUGAUAUAUAAAGCAGAACCACUUCAGUUUUGAUCUUGUUUAACGUAUUUAAAAGCACACUUGAAAUUAUCUUAUUUGACAUAGAAGUGGGGUUUUACCUCGGAAAUAUAGAGAAUAUCGGGCAGCAUCUUCCCUUGGUCAGAAGGCUGACUUGAGAUUUCAGAUGGGAGUUGUGAGCUUUUAAAAGCAGAACUCUCUGAGAAUACCCAGCUGGUUUUUAUGAUUGAGCUCUGCAGGUUUUACUGUUUUAACAAUCUGAACAAAAAUGGGUUUGUUUUAAAGUUAAUGAAACCUGAUUGACAUCUGUCAAUCCCCGCCACACCUUGCCCUUCACAGCCCUUUUUGGGGAAGGCAGGCUGGGCAGGAGUAACCAGAUGGAGACCUUAAAUAGCACAGAGGUCUCCUCUCAAGCUCCUGCACAGCUCUGCUUUUUCAGUGUGGAGUUUUCUUGUGCAAUUGGGUUUUUUUAAACGAAAAUGCAACACGAUGCAACCCGAAACCCUACAACAAGUUUUAGCCUGAACUUGGCAUCUGAUCUCUGCUGUUAUGCAGUCAAGGUGCUGAAGUUGCCAAUUUCACAUAAUUAAUAUGGAGGGUGGGGAAAUCAAAACAGCCUGAGAUUUUUAUCUUGUCUUACUAUCCCAGGAUUUUUUUUGUUACUCAUAAUUUCAUUUUAAGCUUUGCAGUUUGUGACUGCUGGAAUAUUUUCUUCUACAUUUAGAAAUUCCAAGCCUCAGAGAGAUGCUUCUCCUGCUCAGAAUUGACAGUAAAAGUGUUUUCCUGGACUUGCUAAGAACAGAUUGACAGCAGAACUUUAAAUUAUAGCCUUGUCCUGUAACUGUGAAAGCAAGGAACCUGAUCCUGCAGCUCAGUGAGUUCAGCACAGUGACUUAGUUGUGACUAAAGGUUGUAGUGAUGUGAAAGGUUUUCAUUAUUUUGCCCACUUUUUUCUUAUUCCCCAAAACUUUUUGCCUCUGAUACAACCAGAAGACGCUGUCACUCGAAGCUUUAAUGUUAGAGGCACAUGUCCUUCUCUACCGAGCGAGAUUCUCGUAGGUGCUCCUUUUAAUGAAUGUUUUCAGAAGACUGAAAGUUUUCCUCUGGGAAAAAGUACCGUGAGGAUUGGUGGGUUUUUUGGCUUCUGAAUGAAUGAGAACAGGUUCAGCCUUAAUGAACACUCAUGGUCUUUGAAUGUAAAAGGCUUGUUAAAAUGUUUCUUUUUAUUUCAGUGAUGCAUGAUCAGAGUCUGGAGGGGCUGUAGAGCUACCAGACAGAUAAGGCAAGGAUCAUGUCGGCAUUAAAGUCAUCUAAAAGUUUGGCAUCUGGUUUGUGGGCAGAACCUCGGGAUGAGCCAUAUGUCAAGAGUGAGCAACCCAUCUUGCCUGUGCUGGCGCAGGAGGAGCUGCUGCCAGGACCGUGUGGGUGAUGAGCCUGAACCAGGCUCCCAACUUUUAGAGGGCUGAAGCUGGACACGUUCCUGAUACGCAGUGUCUGACCUGUCUUGAAGGAACAGAGUCGAGCAUUUCUAAGGGUAGAGGUUCUGCUGCUUGUGUAUCUCUGCAUCAACCCCACAACAACGGGAGCAGAGUGUGAUCCUGCCAGGUCUGCUGAUGAACUGGGCUCGUGCUCCAGUGUCAGUUUGAUCAAGGUGAUAAGUUAUGGGAGCUGCUUCCCUUGGUGUGCCAGAACACAAUCGGUGCCACUGAACCUUUUAUAAAGUAAGGAAAAAACUGUUGGUAAAGCCAAUCAUGCCUCUGUAAUAGCAGAACCCAGGAAUGCUCAGGUUAAGCAACAGAACCUGAUGUUGCAGCAGCAGUUAGAGACUGUAGGGAUAAAGGAAUACUGCAUCUUUAAAAUGAUUGAAGACUCUAGAAUAUGUGGUUAUUUCUGGAUUUUAUUAUUCCAGAGUUCAACACUUACACAGCUGAAGUGUUGCAGAGUGUGUUCUUCCCGAUCUGCCAAAGUUUUCUUGCUUGGUAUGGCUUUAAUGUAGCCCUGCUUGUCUUUUGAGGGCUUAGUUUCCAGUGGCCAAUAGCUGAAAGAGGCCAGAGUAUAGGAGGUGUGAUGUUUGCAGCAAGGCAGAAGAGCUGAUUUAAAACAAACAAAACCUACCCUUGAGGUUAAAUGAAUGCUUAGGGAAUUAAUCCAGGCAGGGAGUGUUAGACUAUGGAUUAGUAGCAGAUGAGGGAGCUGUGUGUCCUCACCACACCUGGCUGUGUUGCUGUUUCAUCCUAGUAAGUGGAGGGGGCAGUUAAGUCCUAUGUGCUUGCAAAGGUAUUGAUUAUCCCAGUUUUUACAAAACCUGCCAAAGCUGAAAGUUCCCUGCUGUUGAGUCAGAACGCACAGAUGGGUCUCCAGGCACAAGGAGUGUGUGUAAUAAGCUUUACCUGGUCAUAAACUGUCCUGUUCCGUGGCUGAAGGGCAGGGCACUGGUGGAGCUGGUCUGUGAGCCACUGAGAGGUCCUGAAGCACAUGGGAAUAGGAAAAAAAGGAAGAUUUUGCGAGGAAGAAUUAUUCGCAGGGGUAAAGAUUUACACAUUCAGGUCCCAUGCUUGCAUCUCUGGUGUUCAAGUUAUAACUAGCAAAGACAUGUUGUAUUUAAGUGUCUCAUAACAUAGUCAUGGGAACGUUUGGAAGCCUGUGGAAUCGAGGAGUAAGGAAGGGGGUGGUGGAUGGCCAAUACAAUCUGUUUCUUUUGGCUCUAGCUCUUGGCCCCGUCCAGUGAUACAGACAAUCUUCUGCCUUUUGAUGUUAACCUGACUCCUGAAAGCUAGCUUGCUAUUUAUUUAAAUAUAUAACUUAUGAUUUUGUCAUCAAAACACUGAUGUUUUUAAUGGAAAUGUAUGGCAGUUUGUUCUCAGGGCUUCAUAUUUAUACUCUGUAUAAGGGAUGCAUUUAAAGGGAUGUAUUAGGAAAAAAUGCCAGUGGCCACUUUACAACUUGGACCUUGAUUGUCUUGACCUGUGAGACGGAGCUAGUGUAGCUCCCAAUAAAGCUCUCGUGUCUGGUCCAGUCCAAAGACUCUGCCAGUCUCUCUCUCUCAGUGAGCAGUGACAGGAGUCUGCAUUGCUCUCUGGAAACGGUCACACAGGAUUACCCAGCUGCUUCACAGUUCCCUGAUCUUUACACCAUUUCAAGGACACUUCUGUUCUCCGUGCAGCUGGAAAAUUAACUUGCACGGUUUCUGAAGCAGCCGUCAGCUCUGCUGGGGUGGAGCGAGGUUUGCCCCUGCAGGAGCUCCGAAGCCUCCAGCUCAUUGCUGCCUUCUGGCUGCUGCAGGUGUCCCAGCACCUUCACCUCAUUUCUUUACUCACUCUCCUGGAACCAAACUUGUCUUUUGGAGAUUGAUCUUCAUGUCCAAAAAACACUCAAGUGGUUGCUGAAAUCCUUUUUUUAGUUAGGACUGUUACAAUUAUUUUUUUAGACGUUGUCAUUCAUGGACUGAGGAUCUUUUAAUGUAUUUUGAAAGUUGUUUAAAUAAGCAUUGUACCAAACGAAUGUAUAGUGACUCUGUCAGCAGAUAUUGCCUGUAGGAGGGAGACAGGUGACCAGGGAUCUGGACUUCAGGGGCAGUUUUAGAGAAGCAGUGCGCACAGGAUAGCGAGUGUUUCACCCGGAGUAAAUGCCCCAUUUUUCUACUUUUAAUAAAUAGCAUUUUUAUUAACUCGCAGAAUAGCGGUGCUUGUGGCUGGGUGUUCCCAUUCUAUCUUAAGUCCUUGUGCUUUGAGGCACAGGCAAAGCCCUGGCUGUGUCCUUUCUGGUUUUCCAGCUGAAGGGUUUGUGUUGCUCUUGUUGGAGGGAGGGCACGCGGUGGGCUCGGCAGCACGGCCCUGCAGAGGGAACAGCAAGCGGUGUGAAUUAUGCCUGCGAAAGUGCUGUCGUGGUUGUUCGCACCUGCAUCCUGACAUCUAGGCAUAACAAAAGAGGUUUUUAAGGACCUCUUGCCCUAGAUCUGAAGGUCUUCAGUGCAGAUCCCGUUAGCAGCACGUGAACCGCAAUACAUGUAAAUGCCUUCAAUUCUUACUGAAUUUGGAUAUAGUUUUGUAUCGUGCUCUGGGGAAGAGGGAUGAAAUUGGAUCAUGUUUUACACUAACACCCACAAAACGGUGUCUUUGUCGCAGCAGGUAACAGGCCUGUAGAGAUUUUUAAUUAGCAUAUUUUUAUCAUAGUUUUAACAAACAGAACACGAAUGUGAUUGCUCCCCGGCGCUUCCCACAAGGCAGCACCAGUACAGUCCUAGUGCAAGGUACUGACUUCACAUGUUCCAUUUCACCUGUGUAUAAAGUAAUUAGGUGCAGCAUAGGAUAACUUUUAUAUGGCACUGACACCGAUGUGUGGCAUGCGCAGCUGUUUCAAAGAUGUAACGUUACUUUUAUGAAGCUUAACUAGGGCGAACGUCCCUAAGCCUGUGGAAUUCAGGGUUCAUUCUGGACAUGCUCCGUGGGUGGCUGACCUCUCCUGAUGGGAAUGCCUGCAGGCUUUGCUCCACUGAAACAAAGCAAGAAACUUGGCUGAUUUGUUAUCCUUUCAAGCAGCCACUGCUGUCUACUGAAAUAUUCCUGGCAGUUAUUGAGGUUGGUAGCGAAGCUGAACCUGUUUGGACUGAAACAAUUGUGUACCUUUGGUGUGUAGAGAAGUCGUACCCAUGAAUGAGACUAGAAUGAACGCUGAGUCUGUAAACCUGCUCACACAGACACACUGAGACACUGAUGUUACGUGUGUUGUAAAUUUAUAAUAUAUCUUAAAAAUAAAGGGUUUUUUUGGUUUAUUA
This is a messenger RNA of Cuculus canorus (common cuckoo), 7202 nucleotides long. It is a transcript of the gene UBAC1, whose product is annotated as UBA domain containing 1. The record is from RefSeq and is a predicted model, not a curated record. Bases 270 to 1511 code for a protein of 413 amino acids. Gene Ontology annotation, molecular function: protein binding. NCBI's taxonomy places the organism in Eukaryota, Metazoa, Chordata, Aves, Cuculiformes, Cuculidae. The transcript is spliced from 10 exons.